This is a messenger RNA of Pseudopodoces humilis (Tibetan ground-tit), 2734 nucleotides long. RefSeq names its product D-amino acid oxidase (gene DAO). Gene Ontology annotation, biological process: D-serine catabolic process; D-alanine catabolic process; L-proline catabolic process. Gene Ontology annotation, molecular function: D-amino-acid oxidase activity; FAD binding. Lineage: Eukaryota; Metazoa; Chordata; Aves; Passeriformes; Paridae. The record is from RefSeq and is a predicted model, not a curated record. Gene Ontology annotation, cellular component: cytoplasm.
UUGCCCUGCUAGGCAGUAACAACCACUCUGACUCUGAAGCCUCUGGACACGGCAGUGACUGCUCCGGGGACCCCACACUCUGCAGGAGCCGGAGCCAUGCGCGUAGCCGUCAUCGGGGCCGGGGUGAUUGGGCUCUCCAGCGCCCUGUGCAUCCAUGAGCAGUUCCACAGCCUGGUGCCUUCCCUGGAGCUGGAGGUCUACGCUGACCGCUUCACCCCCCACACCACCAGCGAUGGGGCGGCCGGGCUGUGGCAGCCCUACGUGAGUGACCACGGCAACCUGCAGGAGACGCUCUGGAAUAAAGAGACAUUCGAUUACUUCCUUGGGCACCUGCACUCCCCAGCAGCCAAGGAAAUGGGACUUUUCCUCAUUUCUGGCUACAACCUGUUCACGGAGCCAGUGCCGGACCCAUCUUGGAAGAACAUUGUCCUGGGAUUCAGGAACUUGACACCAAAAGAACUUGAACUCUUCCCUGGUUACAGCUAUGGCUGGUUCAACACGGCGCUGAUGCUGGAGGGCAGGAGUUACCUGCCCUGGCUCACCAACAGGCUGACACAGAGGGGAGUGAAGUUUUUCCAUAAGAAGGUUGAGUCUUUCCAGGAGCUGUUUUCCCAGGGUGUGGAUGUGGUGCUGAACUGCAGCGGGAUGCGAGCUGGGGACCUGCAGCCUGACCCAGAGCUGCAGCCUGGCCGGGGCCAGAUCAUCAAGGUCCUGGCCCCGUGGGUGAAGCAUUUCAUCAUCACUCACGACGUGAAAUCCGGGAUCUACAACUCACCCUACAUCAUCCCAGGGAGCGAGGUGACGGUCCUGGGAGGGAUUUACCAACACGGAAACUGGAGUGAGGAGAACAGUGCCAAGGAUCACAAAUCCAUCUGGGACAACUGCUGCCGGCUGCUCCCGACUCUCCAGAAAGCGAAGAUUGUCGAGGAGUGGAGUGGCCUGAGACCAGCACGGCCCUCGGUCCGCCUGGAGAGGGAGAGCAUCCGCCUCGGGAAUCUCCAGGCAGAGGUGAUUCACAACUACGGCCACGGCGGGUUUGGGAUCACCAUCCACUGGGGCUGUGCCAUGGCAGCGGCGCGGCUCUUUGGGAACAUCCUGCAGGAGAAGAAGCAGCUGGCCACCCCCCCAGGGCCCCGCUUGUGAGCACCUGCUCCCCUGGAAUAUGUGACAACAGUAGCUUAGGAAUCACAGCAGAAGGAUGGGAACAACACAGGGAUACACACACGGGCUGCUCCACCCUGCUCCAGCUCUGGCUCUCAGCAUCUCAUUUCCAGGUCCCUGUCGUUUUCCAGAUGGCUCCACUUCUCCCACAGCCUGCCUAGAGGAAGGGCUAUCAGAUAUGGACUAAUCAUCCAUGACAAAGUGCUGUCUGGGGUCAGGCUGCAGAGGGCAAGCUGGGUUCAGCUGAACCCUGGACAGUCCUGCAGUUCAUCUGCACCAGGGGACAGGAUCUGAAACAGAGCUGGGGACACCUGAGGUCUGUGCUGGCUGCUCCAACACCCAGUGUGUAAUUAGAUUUACAGGCUCCCCCCCAGGAGGCGAAAGCUCCUUAGUAGGAAGAAGCUCUGAGGCUCCCAGGGAAGUAACAGCAGCUCUGGGAGCACGUGCCUGGCUUACACCAGUUUUCCUCACAUUCCUGCCAGGACAAAGCUCGGCCCGCAGCACCUGCUUAGUGUAGCUGGCACCAGACAGCAGCACUUGCCUAAAAUGGCCUUUUCAAAUGAUGUUUUAGCAACAAAAGCAACUUGUUCCAGCCCUGUGGUCUUGCCAGGCUCUAUAUAUAGCAGAGAGCAUAAGAAAAUAGCUUUUCUUGUCCCUAAAACUCCCAUGGGCCCCUCAGCUUCCCAUUUCUCCCAGCUGUGGGACACAGCUCAGAGAGAGGGCCUGGCUUGGGAAAGGUUGUGCCUCUAAGAAGGGGAGCAGGACUUUUUGGCACGUUCAGGGGCACUGUUGGGGACCCAACACACUGCUCUGAAGAUACAGCCUGUCUAAUUUUCCCAUGGCACGUGUCUUUCCUGCUUUACAAACCAUCCCAGACAGGGCACUGGAUGGUGAGGAAGCCUCAAAUCCAAAUCUGAGCCCAGCACAGUGCGUGGCUCACCCUCCUGUGUGGAUAAGCCAAGAGUUCCUUACUCAUCCAUGAUGCAGCUCCUCUCUGCAGAUGACUCCGUGUGCCAGGAAUAGCUCGGCAGCGUGGGCCGUGCUGCGGCCGCGCCUUGGCAAUUCGGGAAUGCCCGAGUGCAUCUCCGUGCCGUGGGCUCAGCAAACAGCUGGGCAGGGGAAAUUGGGAGCCAGUUUGUCCAAAGGAAUUUCCAGCUUCCCUGGAAAUGUUGCUGUCACUGUGUAAAGUCAGGAAAAGGGUAGGAAAAGGAAAACAAAAGCUGGAGAAAAUUCCCUGCUGAUUAAUGCUGAACUCAAUAGUCUGUGAUCCCAUCUCAGGAAAAGCCAUUCAGGUGAACUGGAUCCCCUUGGUUUCACUUAUUCCAAAUAAUUCAGGAGCAUGUUGUGUGCUGUAAAUCCAGCCCCACUUUGGUGAUUUUGGGAAAAUUCUGCUGGGUGUAGGAAAUUAUUGUACGCCUGGCAAUAAGAUUCUUGGGAUCUCAGAGCCUGCAGGAGCCACUGCCCUGUGAUCUCACGUGGCCUCUUGGCAAACAGGAAUGGGCUGAUCUGUAAUUUUAUUUGCAGGUUAAUUCUGUUUGUUUUCUAAAGGCCUCAAUUUAAUCUGUGUGACCAA